AUGAACCUUAGUAGUCAAAUGCAACGGGUCCCGAUAAAAAUACAAACUUUCGGUGGCGAAACACGAAUAUCGACACAGGCAUUCGUGAGAUCAGUGGAACCAAUCGAAAAACUUUUUACGAGUUGGGAUGGCUCUGCAGAGGGAUUCUUGAAUACUGGCCAGUCGUAA
Messenger RNA from Ambispora gerdemannii, 168 nucleotides. The record is from the annotation of a GenBank genome assembly. Lineage: Eukaryota; Fungi; Glomeromycota; Glomeromycetes; Archaeosporales; Ambisporaceae.